AUGAGUCAUCGUCCGCUUCACAAUAGGAUCACUACUUGUAUUCUUCCUCAGAAGAUUCCUACGACUACUAGCUCCCUGAUCAAGCAACAAAGAACAAUAUCCUCGAAAAAUGGUUAUGUAUGGCGAUCGAGCGAAAAACCAUGGGGACAAGGCUAUCGCAGUAUUGGCAUCCGUCGCGAAGACAAAAGUCGCUGGGAACGCCGAGCUCCAUUGACCCCAGAUGCCGUGAAUGCCUUGGUCCAAGAAACGGGUGCUCGCGUGUACAUCCAACCAAGCACCAAGCGAAUCUUUCCAGACUCGGCAUAUACAAAGGCAGGUGCCAUCGUCUCAGAGGACUUGUCGGCUGCAGAUAUCAUUCUUGGUAUCAAAGAAGUGCCUCCAUCCAAAUUGAUGCCGGACAAAACGUAUGUCUUCUUCUCACAUACGCACAAGGGUGCUCCAAAGAAUAUGCCGAUGCUUAAAGAUAUUCUAGACAAAAGAAUUCGCCUUAUCGAUUAUGAGUUGAUGAAGGAUCCCGCUACUCAUACGCGCUUGGUGGCGUUUGGCAAAUUCGCAGGAAAUUCCGGUAUGGUUGAUGGGCUGCACGGCAUGGCUCACCGGUUCCUAGGACUUGGUUAUAACACGCCGUUCAUGUACCUCUCCAUGGCCCACACGUAUCGAGGUCUCCCAUCAGCGAAGCUGGCUACACGUAACAUGGGUAACAUUAUCGAGAACGAAGGAACGCCUAAAGACUUUGGCCCGUUAGUUUUCGCAUUCACAGGCUCAGGAAACGUGACCCAGGGCGCGUUGGAAAUCUUCAAAGAGCUACCCCAUGAAUUUGUACCUGCAGCAGAUUUGGCAAAGCUAGUCAACGAUAAGAAUCCAAGAUUAAACAAGGUUUAUGGCACACACCUUAAAGUCGGGGACUAUACACAACGAAAAAGAGAUGGGGUUUUCUCGUAUCAAGAGUAUCUAGAGCACCCGGAACGAUACCAUUCGGCCUUUGCUGAUAAUAUUGCUCCUUAUGUAAACUCGGUCAUCACCGGUGCUUACUGGGAUGAGCGAUAUCCACGAAUGAUGACUAAUGCACAGCUUCGAGAACUCCAGCUGAGGCAAAAGCAAGGUCUUGUCAACAAAGGACGCAUGAUGAGUUUGAUCGAUAUCGUUUGUGACACAAGGGGAGCAUUUGAAUGCUUAUCGCACUCGACCAAUAUUGAAGAUGGCUUUUACUACUAUGAUGCCAUCAAUGGCGCUGAGCAUAAAGAUGUGGAAAAGGACGGAAUACAAAUUAUGGGGAUUGAUAUUCUACCUGCGGAAUUGGCCAGCGAUAGUAGCAAGCACUUCAGUAGCGUCUUGUAUCCUCAUAUCAAGGACUUGAUUCAUCCAAAAGCAGAGUCUCUGAUAAACUUGCCACCCAUGCUCGCACACGCUACCAUUGCUGAUAACGGGCAACUCGUCGGAGCCCAUUCAUCCCUCGAAUCCUUGCUCCCACAGACAAAUUCAGGUCAUGGAGGCAGCAGUAGCAAGCGCACUGUGCUGCUGCUAGGCUCAGGAAUGGUCGCUGGUCCACUUGUGCAGCGUCUAACUCAGCGAUCGGACGUACGAGUUGUUGUCGCAAGUAAUGCAACCUCUGAAGCACAAGCACUAGUUGCAAAUUGCAGCAAUCCGAAUCAAGCAGAAUCUGUUCCGUUGGACAUUGCAGAUAAGCCUGGCCUUGCCCGACUUGUUUCUAAUGCUGAUGUUGUCGUGAGUUUGGUGCCUGCAUUCUUGCAUGCUCAAGUCGCACAAGUAUGCAUUGAUCAAGGAAAGCAUAUGGUCACUGCAAGCUAUGUCUCCGAGGAAAUGGAAAGAUUGGAUGGGGCUGCUAAAAAAGCGGGCGUAUUGAUUAUGAAUGAAGUUGGUUUGGAUCCAGGAAUUGACCACAUGUCAGCGAUGAAGAUAAUCGACGAGGCCAAAUCGAGUGGGAAAAAGGUCCGAUCUUUUAUUUCAUGGUGCGGCGGACUGCCGGCUCCGGAGGCGUCAAAUGUACCGUUGGGAUACAAGUUUAGCUGGUCGCCCAGAGGUGUGCUGACAGCAAGUGGUAACGAUGCUACGUAUUGGUCAGGUGGAAAGAAACGCACUGUCUCAGGAGAUGUUCUACUAAAGCAUCAUUUCCCCACGAUCCGCACACCGUUCCAAGGCUUUGUAUUCGAAGGUUUAGCCAAUCGAGAUUCGCUCAAGUAUACAGACAUUUAUUGUCUUGGUAAUCUGAGUGAAAUGGAUACCAUGUUCCGCGGUACACUUCGAUACCAGGGCUACUCUGAUUUGCUAUAUGGACUAAGAAAGCUGGGUUUUUUAAAUCUCGCUGAUACAUUGCCAGAUAGCUUUGCAAACUGGCAUCAAUAUGUCAAUCAUGUAAUUACCGGAAGUAUUUCUGGUGAAUGGAAGACUGCCAUUCAUGCAAAGCUUGAAAGCGAGACAAUGGUGCCUCAAGUAGCCGACGCAUUGCAGUAUCUUUUGGGGGCUGGCGAAGAACGUGGCGUUCCACCCCGCCAAUUGCCCAGUGCAUUAGACGCUUUUUCGACGUUACUUGCUGGUCGUUUGCGUUAUUUGCCUGGAGAGCGAGACAUGGUUGCCAUGCAUCAUGAGUUCGGUAUUGAAGACCAGCGUACAGGCAAAAAGGAAAAAGCAACAUCAACUUUGAUCCAUUAUGGCAGUAGCGGUAGUGACGGUGACACAGCCAUGGCAACCACGGUUGGUUUACCUGCUGCAAUGGCUACAGAGCUUGUUCUAGACAACAAGAUUCAGCAAAGGGGCAUUCUGCGGCCUACUACACCAGAUGUCUAUCUGCCAAUUCUUGAGCAGCUGCAUGAUCAAGGCAUUAAGUUUGUCGAACGCAGUCAAGAAGUACUUCAACUAGAAGGAUCACAAAAACGUGCAUUGAUUCCCACAGGAAGCGGUGUUUGGGACGCAUAG
Messenger RNA from Zychaea mexicana, 2934 nucleotides. Its product is annotated as Saccharopine dehydrogenase-domain-containing protein. Gene Ontology annotation, molecular function: saccharopine dehydrogenase activity. The transcript is spliced from 17 exons. The record is from RefSeq and is a predicted model, not a curated record. Bases 1 to 2934 code for a protein of 977 amino acids. NCBI's taxonomy places the organism in Eukaryota, Fungi, Mucoromycota, Mucoromycetes, Mucorales, Lichtheimiaceae. Gene Ontology annotation, cellular component: cytoplasm.